ACAUAUAGUUUUUUGCAUUUUUCAUUUCAAACGAUGAACGAUGGAUUCGUUCAAGUUUAAAGUUCCUCGAAUUUCUACCGCAUUCUCGAUCACAGAAUUUGAUUUCUCGAUCGGUCGGAAAAAUCUUUUUUUGCUAGACGUAAUCACGAAGGCAAACGAGAGAGAAUUAUAAAACGAAAAAGAGGGAGGGAGAGAGAGAGAGACUCACACACACACAGAGACACACAUAAACACAGAGUACUCCGAAGCAGAGAGUAAAAAGAAAAAAGAAACGCGAUAGGGAAAUGGUACGCACAUUGAGCCGAGUGAGUGAUAAUCCAUGUUGAACAGAAAAAAAAUGUUCUAGUUAAGUGGAGAUUUAUCGUAAUAAAUAUAUACAUAUAUAUAAAUAAAUAUAUAGGUAAGUCGUUGCGUGAUUCAACGUGGAGCGUAAGUGAGAAGGAAUGCGAGUGGCCACGAGUGAAUGAACUUGAGCGUGAAAGGGAGACAUAAAAAGAAACUGAUGAGGAAGAAAAAAACGACGAAACGUGAGGAACAAAAUGGUCAAGGAAAAGAAACGCGAUGGAUAACGAGGGUGGGGUGGGUGGGGGUUGGAACAAGGUAUGACACAAAGAGUCGUGUGAAAUAGCCAAAUAUGACAAAGAUGUUCUUUUCUUUCUCUUUUUUUUUUUUGUUUUUUCUUCUACUUUUUCUAUUGUCUUUUGUUCUUUUUUUUCUACGUAGAUAAAAAACGCGACAGCAGUAGUUAAACUAACUGACGUGGUUAAACGCGACGUAGUUGGUUUACUGUCGUCGAGUAGAUUUUAAAGCUCUAAUCUAUCGUUAGGGUAAUUCUCUAGGCUAGGAAGAGAGGCAAAAUGGUCGGUAGUUGGUCCUCGGACCGAAAUUGGCCGCUAAAUAAGAAGAUACAUAUUCUUAUUUUUUCUUUUUUCUUUUUUUUUUUAUUUUUGCGUGUGCGAACGCCAGUACAUGUAAAUAACGUAAUUAGGGAUCGACUGUGAUCGAUUUCGUCGAGCACAAAAGGAAGGAUUAAUUGAACGGGGGACGUCCCCGUUUUAGGAGCUAAACCGAACAAUUCAGAACAUACUCAUUGAUUCUUGUAACGUUAAAUUAACGAGCGUAGAUUUUAAAGGAGAGUCUGUAGAAACGAAACGAAGCGAGAAAUAAACGAUGGUAAAGGAAACACAAGAUAUAUGCUAGUGAUGCACGAGUAUGAUAAUCUUCGAAGAAGCGAGAAUGAAAGGGGAAAGGUUCUCGGGAAUUCUCUGUUUGAGCGGCAAGAGACGUUCCCAGGAUCGAAAAGAGACUCUUUGCUCUUCGAACCUUGGUCGCUUAAUCGCGACUCGUUCCUCUUGGAACGAACACAUUUUUCAUAUACGUAAGGCUCUCGAGAUGCUGUGUGCUCGAAAAUGAUAUAUUGAUAUUAGAAAGGAAUACGCUCUUGAUCGUGUUCGUUCGCUGAGGAACACGCGCCAAAAGCGGAGCAACUAAGCAAGAAAGAUCUAUCCCUGUAUAUUGUACACUGUAAUUACAAUUUAUACUUACUCGUAAUCGAUACCUUUAUCGGUAGGCUAUUACAACUAGUGGCUAGCGUAAGUCAAGCUCAAAUCUAGGCGAGACCCACCGUCUUCGCGUCUUUAUUCUUCGUCACGAGUGCACAACUCCCAUCCCCCGAUAUUGCUCCUCUUGUUCCGGACUUUUAUCGUUUUCUCGAGCGUGUUCUCCGAUUGCGUACGCAGGCCUACCGUACACGAUUCCCGUUAUAUUCACGAUUCACGUCGUUGAGCUUACAUUUUUCAUUAAUUUCAUUUCUCUUUCCACUGUAAUUCUUUUCUUCGGUUGCUUAAUAGCUUUGUUUGUAAAACGUUGAUACAAAUAUUCCUGGGCAUCUCGCGAAAUUAACAAUGCGUCCAGGCGAUCGACGGAUCGUGCUCUAUAAAUAUAAUUCAAUUGUAAAGCCGAUUAAUUUAGAUUCGAUUUAGUUGUAGUAGUUUGUUUCUUCGACUCCGAUGUCCCUCGGGGUGUUUCGUGAAACUAAUCAUUGGAACGAGUUCAGUGCAUAGAAACGAUAGAAAGAUCCGCGAUCGAUAAUACGUUUUAGUGAAAGAUACUCGAGAUGACUAUUUUAGAUUCGAACACGACGUUCUUAAGGAAAGGUUGACUGUAAAUAAUCACGUGAGCACCGAGGAAACCUAGUUCUAUCGAUACUAUGUACUGAACUCGAUCUUCGUAUAUUCGCCACAUUUUGCGGAACACCUUAAAUAUUUAUCUAUAGGAAAAUUUAUCUAUAUAAAGAAUAAUGAAUCAAUCGCUGUACAAAGGGAAAUUUAAUGAAAUUAGAGGUAGCCAGAAACACGAAUAGAUUAGAAUAGUAUCUGUUUCUGAGUCUCUUAGAAGAAUCGAGCAUUUGUCUCGACGAUAGAACCACAGAUACUAGUCUUCUUCAUACUUUUAGAAACUAACUUAUAAUAUUCGCCAAACAAAAAAAAAAUCGUGCUUCGGCGUAGAAUCCUCUCUUCGUGAAUUGUACAAAAUAAAAAAGAAUCUGCUAAUAAUUGUAAUUUUAACACGCACGAUUCGAUCGUCGAACGCUUUGGACGAAUCUAUGAAAUUCAAAUUAGAAAAUAUUGUAAGUGAGAGAAAGAGAGAGAGAGAGAGAGAGAGAGAGAGAGAGAGAGAGGAAGACAAGCCAAAUAUGCGAGGUAGAACGUCAAAAUUUCAAAUUGGAAAGAGCACAGUCGACUAAUUCGCUCCAUUUGUGCCCACGUUUCAUUUUUACGUUCUCCUUUUUCGUUGAUCCGCGUACGUUCUCGAGUGCUAGCGGGUAAAUCGCAUUGUAAAAUAAUCCAAUACGAUCGAUACGCACCGUAACGUUAUACAUAUAUAAAUAUAUGAUUCUACUCUAAUUAUUAUUAAAGGCAGUACCGUAAACGGGAUUUUUAAAGUGAAUCUAGAUGACUACAGGACUUACGUAAACGACACAUCUUUACGAGCAACAUAUCCUAGCGUACUAGGCGGCGUCGUGGCCAAGUUCAGCUCGAAAUCCUCGUAGGUCCUUGGCUGACGAGAUAUUUGCGAUUCGUCUACGCGACAACGCACAUUUCCGCUCUCUUAUUCCGGAAACUCUCUGGUGUCGUCCUUCCGCGAUAUGCCGGGGACACAUGAAAAACGCGUGGUGCCGAAUACACCUUCGAGGCCAGCACCUUCGAGGAUUUCGAGCACGACCCAUGGCCAUCUUCUUUUUUCGAAUUAUCGCGAGGCAAAGACAGAAAGAGAAUGACAAGUGAGAAAAAGAAGAUAACGAGAAAAUUAACAAGUAAGGGAUGUUCCAUGACAUUAGGGCGUUAUUACGGUAAUAAGUCUAACUUCUUAGAGUCGUGAAUGAGUGAAUGAUAUUAUGAAGAGACGAUAUGUGUCCGUGUAUCGUGUGCUGAAUGAGCGUGAUAUGAUGCUUUUGCACCUCGUCGAAUCGCCGCGACAAAAACAGACGAUAGAGAGUUCUCGGACGUAUUUGUUUCUAGGGACAAAAUGAGAAUAAUUUGAGCGAUUAAGCUAAUUAGAGGAUAGAAUGUGAAUGAAAAUGCGCGCGAUUCGAUGAUAUACAAAAUGGAGGGACGAUAGAGAUAACGUUUCGACAAACGGGGAUACGAGAUAAAAACAGAAAACGUGGAUUAAAAAAAAAAAAAAGAAAAGAAAGAAUGAAAUUGAAUACAAACUAGAGAACAUCGUAAAAAGAGCUAAAUGCCACCUGUUUUUUCGCUUUUCUCGCAGUGUAAACGGAUUCGCAACGGGAGACGCGUGCGAAUCGUCAUUUGGUUUCCGGCUGCGAAUCCAACUCCGGAGGAAAUAAAAAGAAUAACGCUAAAACGAGCGUAAACGACUUUUUGCGCCAAGAAAAAUGCAGAAGAGUUGAGCGUUAGCAUAUUCACGCAUCCGCGGAACACACAUUUACACGCGAUGGAAAUUCGACGACGAGGAAGUAAUCUAUGAAUCCGCAGGAAAAGAAAGCAAAAAAGCAAAAAAAAAUAAAUAAAUUAAUUAAAUAAAUAAGAAUUAAUUAUAACGAAACUUCAGGUACAUGAAGUAACAAAAAAAAUAUAUACAAAAAAAAAACAUGUCGAGAGAACAAGGAUACGGUCAACUCGAAAACUUUAGUUGCAAAAUACUGAUAGGAGUACACGGGGUGUCUUACGGAACACCUUUAUCAUUGUCUGAUUUGAUGAUAUUUUGUAAGUCUGGACCAGUUGUUAGGUUCUUAUUACUCCCAUAGCGACUUCUUAUGGCGUAUUUUCUCUGUAUAUUGUCAAUGUUUAUUAUUAAAUAUUUUUCAAAUAAAACUCACCGUCUUCCAUUCUGUUACAUCCGCCCUUGACAUUAACCCUGUUGCGCUCUUUGCACCGAUUUUAUCUCUCUAUCGUUAAAAAAUUUCUCAACUAUGAAGAUAAGAUGGAAGAUAAAAUAGUCAUUGGCAUGUUUCAUCUCACGUUCCACAAUUUUAUGCAUAGAACUCGUCUCUUUUUAUUUGUACAAACAAAAUAUCGAGAUCAGGCUGUGAAAAUUGCAGGUACGCGUCAGGGUUAACUCACUAUACCUUAGCUAUUUAUAGAGCAGAAAAAAUUCGAUACCUGUAAACUACAGUGUAAACGUUCUAUCUUACUCAAAACAAGAAAAAAAAACCAGAAUUUUCCGUAAGAAUUUAUCUUCGAUUAAGCGAACAGAAACACGAAAGAUAACGAAUUACUGUUUCCAAAAUACUCUUAGAAUCUUGUGUUCGUUGGUGUCUCGUUGUCGUUAAAUUCUCACGGUUCCGACAUCGCGACGUGUCUCGAUAUGAGAACAGAGUUAGAGGGCCAAGAAACCAAGUCCGAAAGAAUCCGCUUUUCUAGGACGUGCUUACGUUUCCGGUGAAAGACGAGUUCGCCUGCGGGGCCGAGAUCUUUUUUUCGUCAGUGACUCAUCGCGCACAUGGAAUUACCAUUCGCUCUGUGUGUUCAGCGUUCGCCUCUCUGAUCUGUCAGUAAGCCGCGGACCGUCAACCAGAAAGCACGCGUGCUUCUCUGCAGAAACGAUCAACGCGCACGUGCGUGACCAGGAAUACCGAUUCGAGGCCGACAAGUGGUUCCUGGCCCUUUAGAAUUCGAGCAUUCGAUGAAUACUCGCGCUGAGAGCGAAGACACGGCGGCUCAAAAUACAAGUUUAACUGGAGUUCACGCGAGGAAGCACUCGACUCGAACGCAUUUUUAUCGGACGCAUCGAGAGUUAUCCGAGCGUAAGAUAUUUUCGGCGAAUAUCAAGAACGAUGUGUCCAGAUAUCACACGCAAAUACCGUUUCCUAAAACACCAUUAAAAUGGAUUUUUGCAAGAGUUACAAAUUUCUACAAAUCCUACCAAAACCCGUGAGACGCGUCGAAUGGUCCUGGCGAACGGAAAAUGGUACGCGCGUCCGGUUCAUCGAGGAUGAUUCCAACGAGGAUGAUUCCAUCGAGAAUUGCCUCAUGGAACUCGUCAAUAUCUGCGUUCCAGCCAUCGCCGUCAUCCUUGCGCUGAUCACCUUUCUCAGAUGUAAACACAGGAAACAGCCAAAAGAUUGCAGAGGACUCCUACCAUUUCAUACAACUAGAACACUGUUGUGCAUGACAGUGUUGGCGGUGCUUUUUGUCGAACUUUGCGAGUCGUUGCUCACGUCGAUUUCUUUCUCGUUGAUUCUGAUGAUCGUAGCCAUCCUCUACUGUUGGAUCAUUCAUCGGAGGACCGAGGUUAGAGAUGCUUGUGGUACUGCCCUCUCUGCUGGAAUCUUCGUCACGAUUAGCUUAUCGCGAGCAUGGAAAUUUAUGUGUCUGUCUAGAUAUGGUCUGUCCAUGAUACACGUUCGACUCGCAACCACAACGUUCACGGCCAUUACCUGUGGGCUUUUAGCCGUUUUGGACUCUUACACGUUCUAUCUUAUGACAAGAAGGAAGAAAAGGUAUUUGAUCGAGCGAGGAGAACGACGAAGAACAGCGUACAAACACGCGGACGUGCCGUUUCUCAAUAGAAUCACCUUCCAUUGGGUGAUCGACCUGCUGUGCAAGGGAUACAGUACGCCGUUGGAGAACCACGACCUUGGCGAACUUCCCGAGGAGGAGACUACUAGGAGACAGUUUGACAAGUUUCGUGAAGUUUACGAGAAACAUAGGGAGAGAAACGAGAAACUACGUCUUUGGCGAUGUUACUGGAAAAGAAUAUGGUACCCGUUUGCCAUUGGGGGAUUAUUUAAAAUACUGGGGGACGCUACAAGCCUUGUUGGACCGAUGUCUAUUUCUAAAAUUCUGAACUACGUCUCUGCUUCUCAAAAUGGGACAAUAAAUCGAAACUCUAUGAGUGCCAUGACAUUUCCUGAAAUCUUGCAAAAUGGCUAUUUUUUAUGCCUGUUGGUGUUUUUCUUUUCUUUAUUACAAAGCACUCUAAGCCAGGCCUCCACUCAUAUCCUUUGCGUUGAAGGGAUCCGCCUGAAGAACGCACUUCAGGCGCUGCUAUACGAUAAAGCCUUGCGUUUAUGCUCUUGGAGUAUCGACGAAGAGGAUAAUCCGACAGACAAGGAGAAAGAACAGAAUAAAUGUCAGCAAUCUGCUGAUAUUGGAACCUUAACUAACCUAAUAUCUGAGGAUGCUUACAAUGUGAUGAGCUUUUUCUGGAUUGGACACUAUACCUGGGCAAUUCCAUUAAAAAUCAGCGCUAUAGUUUUUCUUCUUUACACAAAAUUGGGAAUAAGUGCAAUUAUCGGUGCAUUCUGCUGCAUAUUGAUAGUAACGCCACUACAAUUGGUGCUUGGCAAGAAAAUGUCGGAAAAUUCUAAAUUGGUCGCCAAAAGCAGCGACGCUAGAUUACGUCUGGUUAACGAAAUCUUCCAAGGAAUAAGAUUAGUGAAGCUUAGAGCCUGGGAAAAUAUUUUCGAGGAGAAAAUAAGAAAAACGCGAAACGAUGAGCUAAAAAUGCUGGACAAGGAUUCUUUCUAUUGGACCCUUAUAAACUUUCUCACGCAUGCUUCAUCGGUACUGACGACACUUUUCACUUUUGCCGCUUAUUUCUGGCUGGAAGAGAAAAGUCUCGAGGCUGGAAAUGUUUUUGCAAGCUUAGCUCUAUUCUCACAGCUCACAGUGCCCCUUCUCAUUUUUCCUGUGAUGAUACCUAUCAUUAUUAACGCUAUGAUUUCAACAAACAGAAUAGAGGAGUUUCUCCAACUUCCGGAGAUCGACAAUGUCUUGCCUAAUCUUAACGAUGCAAAAUCAGAAGUAGCCGAAAAUACAUCAUCGCUGGCCAAUUCUAUCGAAGAGAGCACUAUAGAAACAAUGAAAACGCACAACACUCCCAAUUUUGGAUCGUUGGAUAACAUCAAAGAAGACGAAGAAGAUGGACAAUCUUCUGACUUGGCGGAUUACACGAUGGAUAUAAAUUCAUCGGUGGACACCGUGUUUGAGAAGGAUCCGGAGAUUCCGGUGCUUACAAUGAAGCGCUGCGGAUUUUCUUGGGGCACCGAUGAAAGUCUGUUAUCCGUAUCCGAUCUUAGUUUUCCACGAGGUCAGCUGACUAUAAUUGUUGGAAAGACAGGAAGUGGAAAGACUUCUUUAUUAUUAGGAAUGUUAGGAGAGAUCCAGAGGACAACAGGUUCGAUUCAGUGGGCUAAAGGGGUGAAGGUUGCAUAUGUGGCUCAGAAACCCUGGCUCCAGAACGCCAGUUUGAGGGACAAUGUUCUUUUUGGAUCACCGUACAAAUUGAGAAGGUACAGGAAUGUAUUGAAGGCUUGCGCUCUGCAACCGGAUGUCGAUAUACUUCCGGGUCGCGAUUUCACGCGGAUAGGUGAGAAAGGGAUCAAUUUGAGCGGAGGCCAAAAACAGAGAGUAACUAUAGCCAGAGCGCUGUACAACGACGCGGACGUUAUAAUAAUGGAUGACCCGUUGUCCGCGCUGGAUCAUCAAGUUGCACAGCAGAUCUUCGAUCAAGGAAUCCGGAAGCUGCUGCUGAGGAGCGGACGCACGGUGAUUAUGGUUACUCACCGACUAGAAUUGUUAUCAACUGCUCAUCAAGUUGUCGUGAUGGACGGAUGUCGUAUUCGAGUAGUGGGUACGAAAUCAGCGAUCGAAGAUGCUGAUCCAGAAUUAGCGAUCGAGUGGAGGAAAACAGCUACGAAUAAAAACGAAGGAUAUCGUGCUGAUAGAACUGCGAAAGACAAGUGGGCCUUGAUGAAACUAGUAUCCAGAAUCGGUGUGAGUGCGACGAACAAACGACUUGGCGAUGGAUCCUGGACCACUGAUCAAGAUGCCCAUGUGAAUCCUCCAGCUUUCGUCCCGUUAAGAAUGAGAAGAACUACCCUUGGCGGAUCGAGAUACUUAGCCCACGAUCUGACAGAUCUUCCAGUGCCCUCUGAAGAAUGGAACAUCGGGAAAAAAAGAUUUAAAUUCCAUCGAAACGCUGUCAGAUCGAGCAGUCUCCAACCUCAAAGACAACCACCCCCUGUUCUACGACAGAGCAGCACUCCAACCAUUCUCGAAAGUCAAUACGCUGUUCCUAGAAAAAGGAAUAACACUUUUGACAACGGACAACGAAACGGCGUUUUCAGGCAAAUAUUUUCUGGCGCAAUUAUCAGUCCACGUCCCGAUGAAUUGACAUUAAAUAGAGACAGAGGCGUGCUACGAAAAUUAAUACCUUCUAACUCUAACAGACAAAUACAAUACACUGUUAAAAAAAUUAAUCAAGAACAGGAGAAUGAUCAUUUUCCCGUUAAACGAUUGCUAUCGAUAGAGUCCACAGGAACUAAUGAACCCGAUGAACUUGAAGGAAACGACUGUGAUACAGAGGAACAAGAAGAAGAAUUUCAAUAUGAAGAUAGAAGUGGAAUAGUCACAAGGAUGAUCCUUUGCGAUUACACAAAAGCUGGAGGCUGGAUACCAGGCCUAAUUUACAUAGGAGUAGCAAUUUUCUGCCAAGUUCUGAGAGUUUAUAUCGAUCUCUGGCUGAGUCAGUGGACAGACGAGGACAAUAUAAACUUCAAUCAAGAAAACCGAAAUACGGUGUUCUAUUUUAAAGUUUACAUCAUUCUUUCCCUUGUCUUUAUACUCUUGUCUUUCGUAUGCAAUGCAACUGGUCAAUGGACAGGAGCCAGAGCGAGAAGAAAAUUACACGAGGAAGCCGUGUCCAGACUUCUUAGAGUACCGAUGUCGUUCUUCGAUUGUAAUCCUGUGGGAAAAAUUUUGAACAGAUUCAGCGCCGAUACAGGCGUCAUCGAUAAGAAAAUAUCUAUGUCGAUCCAAAGACUGACAUUCUUCGUCUUGCUCUGUGGUUCAGCGAUACUAGUAAACGUCAUCGUAUCACCGUGGUUCUUCAUUGCUGCUAUACCCACGUGUGCAGCUUAUUAUAUCGUUCAAAAGUUUUAUAGAUGCAGUGCGAAACAUUUGCAACGAUUAGACGGCAGUACCCGAUGGCCAAUCACAACGCAUUUUUCUGAGACACUUCGCGGUUUAGCAACAUUACGUGCUUCCAAACAAGAGAAUCGCUUCAUGGAACAGGCUAUGAAGUGCCUAGACGUUAACACGAACGCGUUUCUCCUCCUGAAUUCCAGUAGCCGGUGGCUCGGCAUUGCUCUAGAUUAUCUGGGUGCUGUUAUAGUAGGAUCUGCGACACUCGCCGUCUUAAUUUCCGCAGAAUUGUAUCCAGAUCGCGUUACACCUGCUCUAGUUGGUCUGGCGAUUAAUUACACCCUCUUAGUGCCAAUUUACUUAAAUUGGGUAGUGAAAUUCACAGCGGAGACCGAAAUGUAUCUUGGUAGCGUUGCACGUAUCUCUACUUACAGAUAUGCUCCUAUUGAAAACUACCAACAAAAUGACUUCCACUUAUCUGAUAGUUGGCCAGGUAAAGGUGAGAUUAUUUUUGAAAAUGUUUCUCUGAGAUACGUUUCACAAAGAGAACCAGUGAUCUCGAAUCUAUCCUUGAAGAUUACGCCAGGCCAAAAGGUAAAAAUUUCAAAGAAUUACAAAAUUCUAGGUUUUCAUAGAUAUUUCUCGCAGAUUGGAAUUUGCGGAAGAACCGGAAGUGGUAAGUCGUCCACAGUAAUGGCGCUGUUUCGACUAUUGGAGAUUACUCAGGGACGUAUAUCGAUCGAUGGCACAGACGUUCGUCAAGUUCCUCUGGAAAUUCUUCGUUCGAGACUCUCAGCGAUUCCUCAGGAUGUGAUCAUGUUCAGUGGUACCAUUAGAGAGAAUUUGGAUCCUCUAUCGGAACACGAAGAUCUGGAACUGUGGAAUGCUUUGGAAGUAGCACAAAUUAAGGAUAUUAUUGCCUCUCAUCCUGAAGGUCUUAAUUUCGAAGUGAAAGAAGGAGGUGAGAACUUUUCUUCCGGUCAGCUGCAGCUGCUCUGUAUGGCACGAGCAAUCCUGCGGAAGUCUUCGAUCGUCGUCCUCGACGAAGCAACCAGCGCUCUCGACGCCGUUACUGAAAAGAAUCUCUUGAAAGCAGUUUCAACUGCUUUCAGGAACAGAACAGUGAUUGCUAUCGCGCACCGUGUGUCAGCGUUAUUGGAUUGCGAUCGAGUAAUCGUGUUCCACGAUGGUAAAAUCGUCGAAGAUGGACUACCAGCGGACUUAAUGCAACGGCAAGGUGGAUUCUUCGCGAAUAUGUUGAAGUCCAAUGAAGAGAAUGAAACGACUAAUUGUUGAAAAAGCACACGUGCAUAAAAGGACGAUGAUAAAGGUCGAUAACAUUGAAAGACUGGGACAGAGGAACGUAUCUAACCAUGUUUCGUCACAAAGUAUUUAUUUUUGAUACGAACGAUAAAUGUAGAGUAUCGUAGUGAUAUAGGAAUUUCUGAAAUAUUUUUGUAAAUACGAAGAUGCAUUCGAAUGAUCGUUGAUCGAUCUGAAAUACAUUUCACUGUUAUUCGCAUUGCAUAGAUAACGAAGCUGCGUUGCAUAUAAAAAUCACUCACGGAUAAAAUACAUAAUAAUAUAUUUUAAAAACCUUUUCGUUUUGAAUCCGUAUAUUAUUAACAAAGAAAAUGAAAAAAUAAUUCUACC
Bombus huntii is the source of this 11045-nucleotide messenger RNA. It is a transcript of the gene Sur, whose product is annotated as ATP-binding cassette sub-family C member Sur. Gene Ontology annotation, biological process: transmembrane transport. Lineage: Eukaryota; Metazoa; Arthropoda; Insecta; Hymenoptera; Apidae. The coding region runs from base 5349 to 10688 and encodes 1779 amino acids. The transcript is spliced from 31 exons. Gene Ontology annotation, cellular component: membrane. Gene Ontology annotation, molecular function: ATP hydrolysis activity; ATP binding; ABC-type transporter activity. The record is from RefSeq and is a predicted model, not a curated record.